Molecule: messenger RNA, 1932 nt
Organism: Panonychus citri (citrus red mite)
Lineage: Eukaryota; Metazoa; Arthropoda; Arachnida; Trombidiformes; Tetranychidae
Product: protein SSUH2 homolog
Exons: 9
Coding region: 5-1357 (450 amino acids)
Source: RefSeq, a predicted model, not a curated record
CUAAAUGUGGCGUUACGGUGAUCCCGGUUCUAUGCGAAGUGACAAAAGAAGAGGUUUAGGAACAUACAACCACGACAACAAGAGAGGUCGGAAAUUUGGCUUCAAAGGUGGACUACAUGGUGUUCAUGGUAGAGGUUGUCACACAAACACAUCAAGCUAUCGUAAACAAAGUAUAAAAGAAUCAAAUUCAUCUCGAUCAUCUUCAUUCAAAUCAUCUUUUAGAAAACAAUAUUCAUUUCGAGCCACACCUCCACCAGAUUCAUUCGAUGAUGAUGCCGAUUCUGAUCCACCUUCAUUGACUGAAAUGAAUCUAAUCCAAGGCUAUGAAAACACUAAAUUCACAGCAAUAAAUAUACCACCACCUCAGCCUUUUAUCACCAAUACACCAGUACAUGACCUCGUGCCAUUGAGAUCGUCAGUUUCUGGAAUAACAGAAACAAAUGAACAAGAUGCACGUGAAGCUCUAGUUAAAUAUGUUUCAUCGCAUUAUUGUUAUGGCAAAGGAGUCGCUAAGAACAUGAUCAUCACCAAGAUGGAUCAUUAUAACGCUUAUCAUUACUCACUUGAAACUUUUACUGAGAACAGAUCAAUUUGUUGGACUUACGAAGCUUAUAUCGGAGGUCAUCUUGAUGGUCCAAUAUCUGGCCCGGCCCCCCAACCGUGGGAUAUUGUUGUUGACCCUCCAAAGGCUUUUGAUUGUCAUUCAAUAUCUUUGCCUGUCCCUCAUACUGGUUGUCUAAGAAACUGUCAUACCUGCGGAGGUGUUGGACGAAAACGUUGUUAUACUUGCAUUGGAACAGGUUGGGAAAAUUGUUAUUCUUGUUCGGGAGAUGGAUACAAACCGCAUCCUUUUGUCCAAGGCAAUACCGAGCGAUGUUUCCAUUGUCAUGGCAUCGGUAAGAAAAAGUGCUACCGAUGUAACGGCGAUGGGAUGAGUAGCUGUAAAAUUUGUUCUGGAACCGGUCAGAUCAAAUGCUUUAUUAAAUUGAAAGUUAAUUGGAUCAAUCAUGUUGAUGAUUUUUUCAUUGAACACGAAGAUAUUCCCGUUGAUUUGCUUAAACAAGUGACCGGUCAGAUUGUUUUCGAUGAAACAAGUGAAAAAGUUUGGCCAAUUGACCAUUUUCCUGAAAACGUUAUCAACAAAGCGAGUGCUGAUUUACUGAGCAAACAUGUCAACUCGUACUUUUGCCAAGAGAAACCUUUGAUUCAGAGACAAAGGAUCUAUCGUAUUCCAAUAAGCAGAGUCACUUAUUCAUGGCGGAACAAAUUAAGAAAGUUCUGGGUCUACGGAAAUGAAAGGAGUGUCCUGGCACCCGAUUAUCCACAAAAAUAUUGUUGUGGGUGUACAAUCAGCUGAGAUGUUUAAGUUUUUGUACCAACAAUUUUUCUACCACAAAUACCAAGAAAUUGCCAAUAAAUUAAUGUUUUCAUCAACGAAAAACUGGAUUACAAUAUCGGGUAAUAAUCCAUUGAAUCGGUUAGUGAAACUCAAAUUAUGACCAGAAAAUUAGUAAUAUUCACAUUUCUAAAUUCAUUGUGAUCCAACUUUUAAUUACAUCAGUCAAAUUAGAUUGUCAAUGAUUUUGUGAAGGGAUUCAAUGAGCAUUAAUGGUUGCCUAUUGUCUACUGUUUGACUCUCAAAUCGCUUGGAGAGUAAUUAUCAACUAACAAAUCAUGUGUGACUUUAUUAAUUUGAAUCAUUAAAUCAGCUUAAAAUUUGAAAACGAAAGUGUAGUUGAGAGUAUCAAUCAAUAAUGAGAUCUAAACUUGACUUGAGGAAGUACAAGAUAAAUUGAGCCUCUCAUAUGAAAAUUGAUUAAUCCAUUUGAUUAAUCAAUAUCAUCCAACCGAAUCGUAAUAUUUCAAUAAUUAGAUUCCCGUUGUUUAAUUGAUACAAAUUAAAACUGACAAUAAUUAUCAUCUGUCUUAAUA